AUGGCGUUUGCUGGGACAAAUAUCAGUUUGUCCCAGCCGGAUAUCACGCAGAAACUAACGAAGCGCAUAGACGACCUGAAGCAAAAGAUUGCCGCUUGGGGGAAGCGGAUUCGCCGAUUUACCGAGAGGUCAAGGCGGUUCAACCAGAAUCGUCUCUUCCAGAGUGAUCAGAAGAGGCUCUACAAAUCAUUGGAGCGACCAGAGGUAUGUGGAGCGGGCCCAGGACCGGAUCAGGCUAACACUGUCGCAUUUUGGCGUGGCUUGUGGUCAGAGCCCGUAAACCACAGCGAGGGCCCUUGGACGGAAGUUGUGGCGAGUCAGUGUGCGAGUAUUACGCCCAUGGACCCCGUCAUCAUAACGCCGGAUGACGUAGCUGAGGCGGUCCGUAGAGCCCCGAACUGGAAAAGUCCGGGACUCGACGGACUGCAUCACUACUGGCUGAAGGGGUUCACGGUGUGUCACGCUGUGCUCGCCCGUCAGUUUCAAGAGGCUCUCAACCAGAAGUCGCUCCCUAGCCUCUUCACUACUGGGAUCACUCAUUUGGUUCCUAAAGACCAGAAUGUGCAUGCAGGGGGCGGCGACGGAGGUGGAGGUGGGUUCGAGAGCGCGGCGAUAGGAGGUGCGGCGUGCGGCGCGCGGCGCGCGGGCAUGGCGGCCGCUGCCGAGCGUGGAGACCGCGACGCGCCCGGAGAGUUCCUUGCAGAGUUUUUGUCAGCGAUAAUGCGUCGUCAGUACGCCGAGGCGCUGAAGUACUGCCGCCUCAUCCUGCAGUACGAGCCACACAAUGCUACGGCUCGCGGCUUCUUCCCGCUGCUGCAACACAAGCUGCAGAUGCAUGAGGCAGAGGUGGCAGCGGCUGCGGCGGCGGGAGUGCUGGGGGCGGUGGAGGUGCUGGGAGCGGCGGGGGUGGCGGGAGCGGGGCACGGCGGCUGCAGCUCGGCACCCGCGCAGCGCAGCGCGUACCAAGUUCGCGACGAACAGCAACGGGAAGAUGCAAUGGACCAGGAGGAGGGUGGGUCGACGCGGUCGCGCUCUCGCUCCGGCUCGGCGGGCUCGUGCGCGUCGCAGUCCUCGCUCGAGCUGGACUCCUCAGAUGCGCCUGCGCACUCCUCGCACAGCCUUUCCUUCAGCCGCCGCACCGACCUCACUGACAGUGCGUCUGGUGCAUCGGGUAUCUCGGGUGCGACCGGCGAGUCGGGGGCCUGGAGCGGUUUGGACGCUUCGAGCGUGUCGGCAGGGUCGAGAGAGUUAGCGGGAUCAGCGGGGUCAGCGGGUUCGGUGGGGUCUGAAGGCUCCGGAGCACGGUGGGACAGCACGGGCACCGAGCCGCACACUGAGCCCGACACCGACGACAACGGCAACCCCCCGCCCUCGCACUCUUUACAAGUACCUGACGACGACGUGCAGAACGACAACGCGACCUCCGCCUCCGUGGACUCUCUGCGUGUGCCGCAUUUCAAGAACAUUUUCUGCCAGAAGUUGGGCCUGCGUCGCUAA
Parnassius apollo (apollo) is the source of this 1497-nucleotide messenger RNA. Lineage: Eukaryota; Metazoa; Arthropoda; Insecta; Lepidoptera; Papilionidae. The record is from the annotation of a GenBank genome assembly.